AUGUCAGUCAGUCAGUCAAUCGAGUUGAACGGAACAUUUGCCCAUCUCAUUGAGCAAACCUUGAAAUUAAGCGAGCGUUCACCUUUUGAUGGCUCUUGUUGUGGGGGUUAUACGGGAGGUGAUGAUACGAAAUCAUGUAGCAGUGACAGUGAACCAACUCCUUCACCAAGAUAUCGUGUUGUUAUGCUCGGUGAUUCAGCAACUGGGAAAACAGCACUAGUUAAUCAAUUUAUGACCUCAGAGUAUAUGCAUACUUACGAUGCAUCCCUUGAUGAUGAAUUUGGAGAGAAGACUGUAAGCAUUCUACUAGAUGGAGAAGAAUCUGAAAUGAUUUUUAUUGAUCAUCCUGCAAGUGAAAUGAGUGUAGAAAACUCGCUAUCAACUUAUGAACCGCAUGCUUGUAUCAUUGUUUAUUCCAUCGUUCAGAAAAGUUCGUUUCGGUGUGCCGAAGAGAUAUUGAAUUACUUAUGGCGUGAGAAUGUAACAAAAGAUAAGGCUGUUAUUGUUGUUGGUAACAAAGCUGAUUUGGCUCGUUCACGCGCCAUUUCGACUACAGAGGGUAAACAAUUAGCAGCAAGUAGAGACGUUAAAUUUAUUGAAACAUCAAGUGGAAUACAACACAAUGUAGAUGAAUUGCUUGUUGGAAUAUUAAAGCAGAUUCGCCUGAAGGAAACUCGUGAAAAGAAGCAAUCAUCGUCAAAGAUGAAGAAUUCUCGCACUCAUUCAUCUCUUCAUAUGGCCAAAGAGAUUCUUCAGAAGAUUUGCUUCAGUCAACUCGACAUUUCCAAAUCGAAGAGUUGUGAAAAUUUACAUGUCUUAUAA
This is a messenger RNA of Clunio marinus, 822 nucleotides long. Lineage: Eukaryota; Metazoa; Arthropoda; Insecta; Diptera; Chironomidae. The record is from the annotation of a GenBank genome assembly.